Molecule: messenger RNA, 3347 nt
Organism: Hypanus sabinus (Atlantic stingray)
Lineage: Eukaryota; Metazoa; Chordata; Chondrichthyes; Myliobatiformes; Dasyatidae
Gene: ints3
Product: integrator complex subunit 3
Exons: 31
Coding region: 135-3218 (1027 amino acids)
Cellular component (GO): cytoplasm
Source: RefSeq, a predicted model, not a curated record
AAGCAGGCUGUCCGUCGGGGGAGGGUGAAUGGAGUGCCGUCGCCGCUCGGCGCCCAUGCCCGCCCUCCGCCUGGCCGCUAAGGUGAUCCCUGCCCGGGCUUCUGAGUCCCGGCCAGAGCCCGGCUCCGCCAGCUAUGGAGGCCGCGCACAAACCCAAGGGCAGGCUGCUCGUCUCUAACGCCUUGGACGCCAAGGACGAGUUGGAGGAGAAACUGGAGAGAUGUUUGAAUGUCAUAUCCCCGAUGAUCAAUGGCGUGUCGGAGAGAGAGGCAAACGACGCACUAAAUGCUCAUGUGUGCAAAGGAGCGCAGCAGCACGAGGAAGUGUGUUUGGGUCUUUUAACGAUGAUUCUGGUGGAGCCUUUGCAAGCACAAAGAUGUUACCGGGAUCUGACGCUGGUGAGCAGAGACGGCAUGAACCUAAUUUUAAUCAAAAUUAACCAGCUCCUCAUGGAAAAGUAUCUGAAGCUUCAGGACACUGUCAGGGCACAGCUGGUGUGGUUGGUGCGAGAGAUAGUGAAGAACGCAGUCCUGGGUGCAGAUGGUGUGUGUAUGACACUCAUGAAGCAGAUAGCUGGAGGGGAUGUGACCCCAAAAAACAUUUGGCUAGCAGAAAGUGUCCUCGAUAUCCUGGUGGAGCAAAGGGAGUGGGUGAUGAAGAGCAACAUGUUGAUUGCCAUGAUCAUCUACACGUACCUGCGCCUGAUCGUGGACCACCAUGGCACCCCGCCGCUCCUGUCCCUCCGGCAGAAGGAGGUGGACUUCUGCAUGACGCUGCUACGGGAGAAGUUUAUGGACUGUACAAUGAUCGGCCGGGAUCUGGUCCGCCUACUUCAGAAUGUUGCCAGGAUCCCCGAGUUUGAGAAGUUAUGGAGGGACCUUCUGCACAGUCCGCAGUCUCUCAACCCCCAGUUCACAGGUAUUCUGCAGCUUUUACAGACCCGGACAUCCCGGAAGUUCUUGGCAUGCCGCUUAACACCCGACAUGGAAACCAAAUUGCUGUUCAUGACCUCCAGGGUCCGGUUUGGACAGCAGAAGCGAUACCAGGACUGGUUCCAGCGGCAGUACCUCUCCACUCCCGACAGCCAGUCGCUGCGCUGUGACCUGAUCCGGUACAUCUGCGGCGUCGUCCAUCCCUCCAACGAGGUGCUCAGCUCUGACAUCCUGCCCCGGUGGGCCAUCAUCGGCUGGCUUCUCACCACGUGCACCUCCAACGUUGCAGCUUCUAACGCCAAGCUUGCCUUGUUCUACGACUGGCUCUUCUUCAACCCAGAAAAGGACAGCAUCAUGAACAUUGAGCCCGCUAUUCUUGUGAUGCAUCAUUCCAUGAAGCCCCAUCCAGCGAUCACUGCCACACUGCUGGAUUUCAUUUGUCGGAUUAUUCCGCACUUCUACCCCCCGCUGGAGUCCCACGUGAGGCAGGGUGUCUUCAAUUCGCUCAAUCACAUCGUGGAAAAGAGAGUCCUAGCGCCCUUGGCUCCCCUGUUUGACAACCCAAAGCUGGACAAAGAGUUGCGGGCAAUGAUCCGGGAGAAGUUCCCUGAGUUCUGCAGCUCACCGUCGCCGCCCGUGGAAGCAGUUAAAAUAGAAGAAUCUGUUACCAUGGAUAUGGAUAACCACGUCACUGACAAGGACCGAGAGGAGAAUUGCUAUGACAACACAGAUGCUGCCUUCAGCGAUGACGAAGAGGAAGUGAACAGUAAAGGGAAGAAGCGUGAAUUCCGAUUUCAUCCAAUUAAAGAAGCUGUUGUGGAGGAGCCUGUCAAUAUCACACCCUACUUGGACCAGCUGGAUGAAGCACUGAGGGAAAAGGUGUUACUCAUUCAGAAAGGACGAGAGGAAGAUAACGACAACUAUCGCACUGACACGGAGAUUCAGUGUGAAAUAAUGCAGGAAAUUGUGGACAUGAUACUGGAGGACGAUUUUGAUACCGAGCUCAUGGUGACGUUGGCUUCUUGCUUAGUCGAAUUGUUCAAGGGACACUUCAGGGGAGAAGUUCUACCUGAGGAGAUCACAGAGGAGUCUCUGGAGGAGUCUGUGGGAAAGCCACUUUAUGUAACCUUCAGGAAUCUGUGCCAAAUGCAAGAGGAUAACAGCAGCUUCUCGUUGCUCCUGGAGCUCCUGUCUGAAUUAUACCAGAAGCAGCCAAAGAUCGGUUACCACCUCCUCUACUACCUACGAGCCAGUAAAGCUGCAGCGGGGAAGAUGAGGCUCUACGAGUCGUUUGCACAGGCCACCCAGCUCGGGGACCUCCACACCUGUCUCAUGAUGGACAUGAAGGCGUGCCAGGAGGACGACAUUCGGCUGCUCUGCUACCUCACCCCAACCAUCUACACAUCGUUUCCCGAUGAGACCCUCCGGAGCAGCGAGCUGCUCAACAUGAUUGUUGCCGUCAUCGACUCUGCACAGCUGCAGGAGUUGGUGUGUCACAUCAUGAUGGGUAAUCUGGUAAUGUUUCGGAAGGAUUCUGUCCUCAACAUCCUGAUACAGAGUCUCGACUGGGAGACAUUUGAGCAAUACUGUACCUGGCAGCUCUUCCUUGCCCACAACAUUCCCCUGGAACUCAUUGUGCCCAUCCUUCAGCACGUCAAGUACAAAGAGCACCCCGAGGCCCUGUCGUGUUUGCUGCUGCAACUCAGGAAGGAGAGGCCCACUGAGGAGAUGGUAAAGAUGGUGAUGAGCCGACCGUGUCACGCUGACGACCACUUCACCACCAGCAUCCUGCGACAAUGGUCCAUGAAGUACGACGACUCGCUGGCUGAGCAGAUCAAAGCUCUCCUCAUUAAGAACAACAGUCUCCCCAGGAAACGGCAGAGCCUGCGGAGUUCUAGCAGCAAGCUCGCACAGCUGACUUUGGAGCAGAUCCUGGAACACUUGGCAAACCUGCGUCUCUGCCUCCUCCCCACCAAGCAGAACUUCUUCACCCAGACGCCGAUUCUCCAGGCUUUACAGCAUGUACAGGCGAGCUGUGACGAGGCACACAAAAUGAAGUUCAGUGACCUGUUCGCCUUGGCCGACGAGUACGAGGACUCUACCAAGCCAUCUCGGAGCCGGCGGAAGGCGGCCGCCUCCAGCCCCCGCAGCCGGAAGAAUGCCUCCCAGCCCAUCGGCAACGAUGAGGACUCCUCAUCCAGCAGCGGCUCGGAGGAGGAGGAUGCAAAACCCAAGCCAAAAAGGAAAAGGAAAUGUUCGUCAGCCGUUGGUUCUGAUAGUGACUGAGUGUGAGAUCACCUACGUGAGAGGCACACAGAGAGAGGAGAGAGGGGUGAGGACCGGUGCCACACACAGUGCCGACUCCACAAUCCAUUCCUCACCGCUGGAGAUUCUUUUAAAAAAAAAAUUCAACCA